UCUUUAUCAAUCUAAAACGCUCUAUUCUUAUUCUUGCUGCUCUCUUUCUUCUUUUAAUCAAUUGUCAUGAAUUGUCUUCGUCUAUCUUGAUCUUUGGUCAGUAUCGUGUCAAGGAACUCGCAAACGUGGAAAUUGUUACAGCCAUGGAUAUGAUUGAGGAGUUAUAUAAAGAGAAAAUAGCAGCACUUGUGAGAGCUCGGAAUACAACCAGAUGCACUAGAGAGGAUAAUAUUCCAUGCCAAAUCGAAGAGGGUCUCUACCUAGGAUCACUUGGAGCUGCUAAUAACGAACCUGUGUUAAAAACCUUGAAAAUCACCCAUAUUUUAACUGUGGCAAAUUCUCUGCCCGCUGCAUAUCCACAAGAAUUUGCUUACAAAACAAUUGAAGUCUCUGACAAGGAAGAUGUGAACAUAUUACAAUACUUUGAGGAAUGUUUUGAAUUCAUUGAGGAAGCCAAAAGAGCUGGAGGUGGUGUUUUGGUUCACUGUUUUGUUGGAAGAUCUAGAAGUGCCACUAUAGUUGUUGCUUAUUUGAUGAAGAAGCAUGGAAUGAGUGCUUCCAAAGCUUUGGAGCUCGUGAGGAGUAAACGACCAGUGGCAUCUCCUAACUCUGGUUUUAUGCAACAGUUGUACAACUUUGAACAGACACUCAAGACACAGGAAUAAAUAUAGGAAUGGCUUAUGGUGUUUAUAGAGUGGCAGGAAAACUUUGUAUUGUUUUUUCUCUCAAUUGAAGAUACUCGUGAACUACGGAGAGUAGAUACCAUAGUUGCUUGUGUUAACUUUGGCAGCUUUACUGUAAAUUCGAUUGAAUCAACAUGAUUUGGGCAUGAACAAGUACAUAAUACUUUACAAAAUUCCAUCUUCUGUGAGAAAUCAUUGUUUAGAUCUCCUGGAGAAAUCCGAAUAUUCUUACUAAACUGCCACAUUAUCUUCUUCUUCUUCUUCUCUUUAAAGCUAUGCUUAUGAAAGACUGAGAAUUGACUUUGGGAAUGUCCAUUGCUUUUUCAUUUAUGGACUUCAUAAAUUGAAUGAGGGACUGCACAUAUUCUUUU
Molecule: messenger RNA, 1054 nt
Organism: Impatiens glandulifera
Lineage: Eukaryota; Viridiplantae; Streptophyta; Magnoliopsida; Ericales; Balsaminaceae
Product: dual specificity protein phosphatase 1-like
Exons: 5
Coding region: 144-665 (173 amino acids)
Biological process (GO): negative regulation of MAPK cascade; protein dephosphorylation
Cellular component (GO): cytoplasm
Molecular function (GO): protein tyrosine/threonine phosphatase activity; MAP kinase tyrosine/serine/threonine phosphatase activity
Source: RefSeq, a predicted model, not a curated record